AGCUUUCGGACGAACCCGAGACUCUAGAUGAUAUUCUGAUCAGCUGUCGCGCCACGCUAAAAUACGCCAUAAAAACGGCACACCCCAGAUAUUUCAAUCAGCUCUCCACUGGGUUAGACAUGGUUGGCUUGGCUGCAGAUUGGCUAACGUCCACUGCCAACACCAAUAUGUUCACCUAUGAGGUGGCUCCAGUCUUCGUGCUGUUGGAAUACGUCACGCUGAAGAAGAUGAGGGAGAUCAUUGGCUGGCAGGAUGGCCACGGUGAUGGAAUAUUCUCCCCGGGUGGCGCCAUUUCCAACAUGUAUGCCAUGCUGCUGGCUCGCUAUAAAAUGUUCCCUGAGGUGAAGGAGAAAGGAAUGUCAUCCGUACCGAAACUGGUGGCCUUCACAUCUGAACAUAGCCAUUUCUCAAUCAAGAAAGGAGCAGCCGCACUUGGAAUUGGUACAGAAAGUGUCAUCUGUAUUAAAGCUGAUGAAAGGGGUAAAAUGAUUCCUUCCGACCUUGAGAGGAGAAUUAUUGAAGCCAAGCAGAAGGGAUACGUGCCGUUCUUUGUCAGCGCCACAGCUGGCACCACGGUUUAUGGUGCCUUUGAUCCCCUGAUUGCUAUAGCGGACAUCUGUAAGAAGCAUGAUAUCUGGAUGCAUGUGGAUGGAGCAUGGGGCGGAAGUUUGCUAAUGUCCCGGAAACAUCGGUGGAAGCUAAAUGGAGUCGAGAGGGCUAAUUCUAUGACCUGGAACCCCCAUAAAAUGAUGGCUGUACCCUUGCAGUGCUCGGCUCUGCUGGUUCGAGAGGAGGGUCUGAUGCAGAGCUGCAAUCAGAUGCAGGCCUGUUAUCUGUUCCAGCAGGACAAGCACUAUGAUCUGUCCUAUGACACAGGGGACAAGGCCCUGCAGUGCGGCCGCCAUGUGGACAUCUUCAAACUAUGGCUAAUGUGGAGAGCUAAGGGCACUAUUGGUUUUGAGGCUCAGAUUGACAAAUGUCUGGAGCUUUCAGAGUAUCUCUACAACAAGAUUAAGGACAGGGAAGGAUACAAGAUGGUGUUUGAUGGAAAGCCUCAGCAUACCAAUGUGUGUUUCUGGUACCUUCCACCGGGCGUACGCUACCUGGAGGACAAAGUGGAGAAAAUGAAGCGCCUGCACAAGGUUGCCCCUGUAAUCAAAGCCAGAAUGAUGGAGUACGGAACGACCAUGGUGAGCUAUCAACCGCAGGGAGACAAGGUCAACUUCUUCCGUAUGGUCAUCUCCAACCCAGCUGCUACCUUUGAAGACAUUGACUUCCUCAUUGAAGAGAUUGAGCGACUGGGACAGGAUCUUUAAAAACUUGAGACUCCAAAACCUGUUAUUCUUGUGUCCCUGGAUGGAUCGAAUAUUUGUUGUGAAUGUAACGGUAAAUCAUUGAUUCCUCUUCUCCAAAGUCAUAUAAAAGUAGUAUGAUU
Molecule: messenger RNA, 1435 nt
Organism: Sinocyclocheilus rhinocerous
Lineage: Eukaryota; Metazoa; Chordata; Actinopteri; Cypriniformes; Cyprinidae
Gene: gad2
Product: glutamate decarboxylase 2
Exons: 13
Coding region: 120-1316 (398 amino acids)
Biological process (GO): GABA biosynthetic process; GABA shunt
Cellular component (GO): cytoplasm
Molecular function (GO): pyridoxal phosphate binding; glutamate decarboxylase activity
Source: RefSeq, a predicted model, not a curated record